UGAUGAACGCAACAGGCGGCAAUAACAACAAAACAAAACAAUAAAGAGUUUCCCGCAACUUAAGCAGAUAGAAAAAAUACAAAGUUAUGGCUUUUAAAGAUAAAUUGUGAUGAAAUGCCAAGAAGGGAAUUAGUGGCUGCACAAGUGUGUUCCAGUAUACUGUGCAAUAAUUCAGAUUUAGCGGCAUUACUAGCUAAAAAAUAAUGCUUCGUACGUUUAAAAACUUAUUUACAACUGGCGCUAGUGCAACUGAAGAAGAUGCAGAAGCAGAAUUGAAGCAAGUAUGGCCAAAGCGAGAUUCUGUAUUGAUAUAUACAAACUUUGGUAAGGAAUUGCUGCUGAAAUGCGCUGAUGUGCUCAAACCUGAUGCAACGCAAAUAAGUAUCGAAAGUUUUAUGGAAACAUCGGCAAAAUUUCCAAUAAAGUUCGGCACGGAUACGUGUCGUGUAAUGAGUCAGCCGGCGGAACGUUAUGCAGAAAUCACUAAGCAAAUUGCAUCUGCCUAUCCCGUAAUACAUGAGCGUGUGCUGCAUUUGUAUUUGGCUUUUUUGGAGCACAAAAUAAAAUACGGUACAGAUAUAGAGCGCGAAUUGUACAAUGGCAUGACGCUAACAGCUUUGGUGCAGCGAUUGCUGGAGAAGCGUUGUGUCUCCUUUGUAGGACCGCUGGAUCAUUAUUUGUUGAUGAGCGGCGAGACAGGUUUGGGUAAAUUUUAUAAUGUAGGUACGCCGAAAGAGGAAGCACCAUUUCUGCUGAAAGAUGUGCUAAGCUAUGAUGAAAUGAAACUUUCUGCUUUCCUAUCUGUAUCAUCAUACACGGAAUUCCUAAACGAUGGCAAUCGCAGAAACGCUGGCAUAAUCGAAGUGGAUAAAUCCAAAAUAGAACGGGUUGGUGUUAUAGUUGGCAUUAUUGGUGCACGCUUUCAAGCACGCGAAGCUAUGGACUGGCAGGACAUAAUAGUGAGCAAAGAGCAAAAUAUUAAAAAACACGGUUACGGUUAUACAGCUCAAGAAGCCACAAGUACAACGAAUCCUGCUGUUAAUUAUCGCAAUUUGUGGACAAGUUUCUAUGAGCAACAAGAUUUGCUAUAUGAAAAUAUAAGCGGUCAAAAUAGGACACGUUUCUACAAAAUACCAAACACUAUGUAUAUUUUCGAUAAUUUGAUGAUGAAAAAACGCUACACUGUAUCUUUCGAUACACUCUUGUUGGAGGCUAAUGCGCGUGGCGCUGCUGCAAGCAAACAAGUGUAUUUACAUGUGGUUGGCAUUGGAUUAGGCGCCUGGCGCGCUGUCAUGCAUCAGGAUACAAUUUUCCUUGAGACCUUUGGCGAACGUUUGCAAGAACUAUUACCCUGUUUGGGACACAUUAGCGUGGUACAUUUUUCUUAUUUUAACAUGACGGCAUGGGCGAAUCUUGAAGAUGGUGGUGUAUUAGCUGCCGAGUCGCACCCAGCUGGUGGCAUUAAGAUAUUCCUUAGCAAUAGGAACCCAGCGCAAAAAUUGGAAAGUGAAUUUGAAAAUAUGCUUGUGGUGGAAUCGUAUGCAUGGGAUGGUAAUGCGUUGCCUGGAAACGAAUUCUGGCAUGGUUCUCUAAUAACUUCCAGCGACCCUGCAGCCGCCUGCAGCACACUCAUCACAGAACUACACAAUCCACAUAUCAACACAAAAAUGGUGAAUGGUGAAAAUUUGCAUGUAGCAUCAGAUCGUUUUGGUGUUUUACAUAUUUCAGAUUUUGCAAGAAAAGUGCUCCUCUAAAUUAAUUAUUAAUUAGUGUAAAUUUUAUAACAAUUUGCAAUUGUUGAUGUAUUGCUUUUAUGUGUAUGAUUGAAAUAAAAUGUAUUUUUCUAAUAUAUA
Bactrocera tryoni is the source of this 1853-nucleotide messenger RNA. RefSeq lists its product as uncharacterized. The record is from RefSeq and is a predicted model, not a curated record. NCBI's taxonomy places the organism in Eukaryota, Metazoa, Arthropoda, Insecta, Diptera, Tephritidae. Bases 204 to 1754 code for a protein of 516 amino acids. The transcript has 6 exons.